AUGUCAAUUGUAAUAGCUGAUUAUUUAAGAGCACAUUUUACCCGUGAAGCUGAAGAACGCCUGAAUAAUAUUAUCCCAACAAAAAUACGUGAAUUAGAUGACUUAUUAAAAGAUCCAAUGUUUGAUUUAAGUACAGGUUUAAAACGUAUACGUUUAUGUACAGAUGAUACAAUUGCAAAACUUACUAUUAAAUUAAAUAAUAAUACAAAUGAUUCGAUUAAAUCUCCUAUACAAUUUUCUAUUAUUAGUAAUGAAUUAAUGGAAAAUAUAUAUUUCGUGGUUAGACCAUUUAUAUUAAAUUUAAUUGAUGAUUCACAAAUUUUACGUAUGUGGUUACAAAUGAAUAUACCUAAAAUAGAAGAUGGUAAUAAUUUUGGUGUAUCUGUUCAAGAAGAAGUGCUGCUUGAAACAAAUAAAGCUGAAAUUGAUGCAAACGCAAUGCUUGAUUUCUACGGGGAUUAUUUAAUGUAUCGGGCGAAAAUUGCUAGUAAAGUAUGCAAAUGGCCAACAAUAAUUGAUUAUCAUAAAGCUUUAAGUGAUGCUGACGAAGGAGCAUUUAUACGAUUAAGAAUAAAUGUUAGAGAUAUACGUAAUUAUUAUGGAAGAUUAUAUGAUAUUUAUCAAAAGAAUGGUGCUAAAAUACGUGCACCUAGAAAUGAAAGUCCAGGACAAAUUAAUAUUAUGUAUUAG
Messenger RNA from Trichobilharzia regenti, 690 nucleotides. The record is from the annotation of a GenBank genome assembly. Lineage: Eukaryota; Metazoa; Platyhelminthes; Trematoda; Strigeidida; Schistosomatidae.